CUUUUCUUUUCAGACUGAGAACGAAGUGUCCAGUCGCUUUUGUGUAUGUGUGGAGGGUGUGGCUCCUGGGCGGGGCUGUUAUACAUUAACCCUUUUCUCGCGAGAAGACAGUUGCUGGACAGGUGUGUACGCGAGGAUGUCAGUGACUACAGUCCAGGCAGAGACCAGUCAGUGUCUCUUCGAGUUCCUGCACAUGGAGAUUGUCUCCCAGCUGCAGCAGGAGGCUGGACCGGACAAGAAGGGAGAGGUACAGCAGCGACUGGAGAGUCUGGGCCACAGAGUGGGAGAGAGUCUGGUGGAGAGAACGUCACGUGACCACCCGAGGUUCAAGAACGAGCUGGACGCCGUCGUCUUCAUGUGCAAACAGUUCUGGGUGACUGCCUUCAACAAGAACAUUGACAACCUCAAAACCAAUCAUCAGGAUACGUAUGUUCUCCAUGACAAUGCGUUUAGACUGUUACAGCAUCUCUCUGAGGGGAACCAGUACAGAGAGGAGGCACAGACUUACCUGUCAUUUGCGUGUGGUCUGUUGACUGGGGCUCUGAGUAACGUAGGGAUCAAGUGUCAAGUCACUGCAGAAGUCACCAAAAUGCCAGCCUGCACUUUUCAGGUGAAAGUGCUGCUAUAACCUCACACCCCACUUCUUUAGCUUUUUAAUAAAAAGAGAAGUCAUAAUUAUGAUUGGUACAAAAAAACACAAAAAGACAUACAAACUGUCAUACAUCAAAUUCCAAGAGUGUUUCGUUGUAAAUGUCACUACUACCAUUAAUGUCUGCAACUGUAUAUCUGUUUGUGUAUGUGGGGUUGGGAGAAUGAGGCCGCGAGUGAGAGAUGCCUCCCUGCGCCGCUAUCAGGUGUUCGUUCCGGACACGCCCCCAGUACCGAUCUCUGCCCGUGACGUACAGCCAUCUGCACCACACCAGGCAUGGAAUGGAGACAGCCACUGAGACUACCAUGAAUACUAUGACUG
Molecule: messenger RNA, 970 nt
Organism: Geodia barretti
Lineage: Eukaryota; Metazoa; Porifera; Demospongiae; Tetractinellida; Geodiidae
Source: the annotation of a GenBank genome assembly